AUAUUUCUAGAGUAAUUGAUUAUUUUGUUCCUGAACGUGUAAAACCCAGUGGGUCGCACCGCCGUCGCAGGACCACCACCGCACUAGGCCGCGUCGAACAUCGCACUAGGUCGCACGCUGCUGCUCUGCACCGCCGUCGCCGAUUUCGCCUCCGUUUUGCGAACUGAACUGCACUUCUCCUUAUUCCCAAGGUUUCUCUACACUGUUAAUUUGUUCUCUUCUCUCAUAUAUGGUUUUCACUGUUCACUUGGUCUCGCAGCUCUUUUGUGUGUUAGUAUUUUGUUCUUUGUUCUCUUCAGUUGGAUUGUUCUCACAGCUCUGUUGGAUUAUGUAUUGUAUUUGUCCAUUUGGAUCAUAUCCCUUGUUAUGAUUAUGUAUUUUCAAUUUAAGUUUGUUUAAUGAUGUGACUAAGAGGUUUUCUUCUUGUUGUUGUUUUUUUUAUGCAUAUUACUACAUAUUAAAUAUUACGUAUAAUUUGGCAUUUUAGAUAGGAACGUAGGAUCUUACUAUUCGAGUUAUAUUUCCCGAGUUAUGAGUUUUCACCCCUUCCUGAAUCCUGAUUCUAUAGAAUCUCGAGUUUAACAACGUUGUCGCUGCCAAAGUUGCUGUCAGUUGGUUGAUAUUUUAAAUUACAGCUUUUGAUCUAUGGAAGGUAAGGCAAGGGGUUGUUCUUCAAGUGAAGAUAGUGAUGAUGAGGUCUAUUUGCAAAAUGCAAGUGAUGAAGACGAGCUUGGCUCUUCAUCUGGUUCUAUGCCCAAGUUGCAGUUCAGGAACAUGAAAUCCAAAGGCUGUUGGAAUGAAGAGAUGGGAAUGGGAGAAGUCAUUGAGAAGAAUGGCAAAAUGUGGGUAACAACUGGAAUAGUUCGCAGUGGCAAGAUUUAUUCUUCAAUUGAGGAGACUUUGUUUAGAAAGUCUUCUCCCGGUGAUCCGAGUUUUCUACUGUACUUAUCUAGGGGUCAUCCAUCUAGAGCAGAAAUUGAAGCCCUUGAGAGACAAUGUGGUGGCAUUCCUUUGAAAAUUUGCUUGGCCACAGAGGGAAGGGUCAGCUUCUUUUCCUUUGACAAGGUGGAACUUCCUGUUCUACCCUGAACUUUUGGUACCCGUGGUUUCUGCUAGCAAUUGUUAUUAGUGCAUAGCCACUUUUAUUUUGGGGUUUUAUACCCCAAAUGCUUUUUUAUAUUUAUGUGAUUGCGAGUUUCUAAGAUAAAUAAUUCUUAUUUUAGUGAAAAAUACUUUUAAUUUUCUCAAGGAAUAUAUGUGGUUGGUUACCUUCUUGAAAGGUAAGGUAUUCCACUGGUGUAAAAAUUGGGAAGCCUUUAGUGAAAAUGUUAUGAAUUUAUUGCUACACUUUCAUAA
Glycine soja is the source of this 1356-nucleotide messenger RNA. RefSeq lists its product as uncharacterized. The record is from RefSeq and is a predicted model, not a curated record. Gene Ontology annotation, biological process: tRNA-type intron splice site recognition and cleavage. The coding region runs from base 646 to 1089 and encodes 147 amino acids. Lineage: Eukaryota; Viridiplantae; Streptophyta; Magnoliopsida; Fabales; Fabaceae. Gene Ontology annotation, cellular component: tRNA-intron endonuclease complex. The transcript has 4 exons.